Messenger RNA from Eimeria acervulina, 1698 nucleotides. RefSeq names its product nucleolar protein family a, putative. Bases 1 to 1698 code for a protein of 565 amino acids. The record is from RefSeq and is a predicted model, not a curated record. NCBI's taxonomy places the organism in Eukaryota, Apicomplexa, Conoidasida, Eucoccidiorida, Eimeriidae. The transcript has 16 exons. Gene Ontology annotation, biological process: snoRNA guided rRNA pseudouridine synthesis; ribosome biogenesis. Gene Ontology annotation, molecular function: box H/ACA snoRNA binding. Gene Ontology annotation, cellular component: box H/ACA snoRNP complex.
AUGCAUGCAUUAUUCAAGGUACAGUUGCGAAUGAGUGGCCGCGGGGGUCGCGGCGGUUUCCGCGGGGGUAGAGGUGGAGGGCGCGGGGGUUUCAGAGGAGGUAGAGGAGGAGGCGGAGCGGAGGCGGGAGAGGUGAUGCAUGCAGCAGAGAAUGAGUUGGUGGUUAAGGGUUUGCUGCAGCAGCAGGUGCCUUACUUCAACGGUAGAAUCUUCCUUGCAAAUAAAGAAGAAGUUGGAAGAGUAGACGAAAUCCUGGGCCCUAUCAAUGAAAUGUAUUUCUCGGUGAAGCUGAAUGACGGAAUAAAGGCUUCAUCGAUUAAACCCUCAACCAAAGCGGGGGUCCUGCUCGCGGGGGGCGAGGAGGGUUUAGGGGCGGCAGCAGCAGAGGAGGCCGAGGGCAGCGCGGAGGGUUUAGAGGAGCCCCAAGAGGUGGUGGGGGUGGCUUCAGGGGCGGCAGAGGAAGAGGACGCUAAUAAACCGCAGCAGCUGCAGCAGCAGCAGCAGCUGCUGCUGCUGCAUCAACUGCAGCAUCAGCAGCUCAAGAACGUGCUGCGGCAGCAGCUGUCCAAGUCGCACUUCCCGCUGCUGCCUGCAACAGAGCAGCAGCAGCAGCUGCAGCAGCAGCAUUCGUCUGAGGCUGGGGAAAUGGUUGUCGGCGGCUCUUCAUCAGAAGCUCCCGCGAGGGAUGAGGGUGGCCAGGUUCUGGCCUCCAUCCGCGCCGGUCGCUGCAUACUCAGCGGCACCCUCGUCUCGGCAGAUCCCCGCAGAGGCACUCUGCAGCUUGUUAAGGGCUCUUCUGGUUUAUCUCUCGCGUGGCGGCUGCGGCCUUCUGGGUAUUUAGUUGAAAGUUUUUUGCUUCCUUCAGAUCUUAUUAUAGAGAUGCUACCGAAGGAAAGGGGUCGCAUAGUUGCAUUUAAAUCUAAAGAGAAAGGGAUAAAAAGUUUGUUUUGGUUUCAAGACCCCGAUCCUGCUGCAGAUGCUUUAUUUAUAGAAGAGAUAAAAGAAGAAUUAAACAAACAAAACGCAAAAAGUGGUGUGUUCUCCUUUAUCUGCAGCGCCCAGCGAACAGGAGGCGCCUCAUCAUCAGCAGCCGCAGCAACAGCAGCAGCAGCAGCAGCAGCAGCAGCAGCUGGGCAGCAGCAUCAGCAGCAGCAGCAGCAUGAGGAGCAGCUGCGACAGUUGCUGCGUUCGUUUGCUGCUGAAAGGGCAGGGAGACGCAGCACGAGAAUUGUGUCUCUUUCUAAGGUGUUGGAUUCCGAGGCGAUCUCAGUUUUGUCUUCUGACCCGGAGGCUAUGCAGCAGCUAGCAGAAUUAAUGCCUAGCAGCCUCAAGUCUCCAGCAGAAGCUGUUGCUGCUCUUCGCUGCCCUCAACUUUCUCUUUCGCUUGCUGCUCUUACUCAAGCUAUUGCAACAGAUGCAAGGCCUAUACUCAUCUCUAUGGGCAUCACAUCCCCCCCUCCUCUCGCUGCUGACCCAUUGGAAGCCUUCGCUCUCGCUUUAGAAGAAAAGUUUGGUGAGGAUGCAGCAGCAGCACCAGCAGCACCAGCAGCACCAGCAGCAGCAACAGCAGCAGCACCAGCACCAGCAGCAACAGACGCACCAGCAGAGACAGCAGCAGCAGCAGAAACGGAAGCAGCAGCUGAAACAGGAACAGGUUCGGAAGAGAUGGACCAAGAGGCAGCAGACCCCAAGCAGUAG